CGGCUCUUUGUCUCCCCAAAAAAUGUCGCCAGUUUUCUCGUCCAUCUCCUGGCGGCGCUGCCCCCUGUAGAUGAGUAGAUCCCGUCGCCAACUCCCCCAAAAUCCCGUCGCCAUUCCCAUCCAGUUCCCCGUCGCCGCCGCGCCGCCCUCAAGAUCCAGCCACUCCCACAAUCCAGAUCCCGUCGCCGGAGAGCUUGGCGAGGAGGCCGCAGAAAGGUCACUGGAGGUUUCAUCCGGCGGCGCGUCCGAGCUAGGCUUCGUCGACCCGGCGGUCGCAACCAAGGCGUGCUGCGGAGGGGGCGGCAUCUGCUAGUUGAGGCCUCGCAGUCCACGGAAGAGCAACCACCGGAUCAGCCAAAGGACAGCGGUUGGGGGACUCCGGUUCCGUUGUUCCUUUCCCCCGUCCUGCUCCAUCUGCUACUAGUGCAAGGCUAGCCGGCAUGGUGGACUCCGGUUCCGUCCAGUUCAAAAUUGACUACCGGACAAUCCAGACUUUUGCCUCCGACGAUCGGUACAUCCUCGAGGAAUCCAUUUGCGUCGGGGAGCACCGGUUCUCGGCAUCUUGCUAUCCGCAGGAGUGCUCGGAGGACGGCGAGUUUGAGUACCUCUCUAUAGACCUAUCACUGCGCAGCACAUCCGAAGUCACCAGUCCUGUGUUCGAGGCCUUGGUGGUGGGCAAAGACGGCGCACCAUCUCCGGCCCUUGCAAAGAGGAAAAGGGGGACGGCGAGCGACUUUAAUGGCUUGAUCGACGGAGUCUGGAAGAGCUGGUGUUGGCUUGAUUUCUCGAAGGGAGGUGAUGAUGAUAUGGAGUCACUCUGGGCGGCAAAUGGCCGCAUGAUCACGAUUUCCUGCGGGUUCUCCGUUCCGCUCGAAAACCCUAUAACCGUGCCGGCCUCGGAUAUUGGCGACCAUCUGCGAGGCUUGCUGGACUGUGCCGACGGUUCGGAUGUCUCCUUCUCUGUCGGUGGCGAGACGUUCCGUGCUCACCGGGCCGUGCUCGCCGCCCGGUCGCCGGUGUUCAAAGCGGAGCUCUUCGGCGCCAUGGCAGAGGCUCGAAUGCCAUGCAUCACACUGCAUGACGUCGAGCCGGCAACAUUCAAAGCUCUGUUGUGCUUCAUCUACACGGAUGCCUUGCCGAGAGACAGCGGAGAACUCGUCGGUGACCCUGUUGAUGUGUUUCAGCAUCUGCUUGCCGCAGCCGAUCGGUACGCACUCGACAGGCUGAAGCUCCUUUGUGCCCACAAGUUAUGGGACAACGUAACCACCGACAGAGUUGCAGAUAUUUUAGCGUGUGCCGAGACGUACAAUUGCCGAGAGCUGAAGGACUGCUGCAUGGACUUCUUUGUGACCGAGCAGAACUUCAAGCAUGCUACGUUGACAGAGGGCUUUGUAAGGCUGGGGCAGAAGUGUCCUACCAUUAUCGCGGAGCUGAGAAAGAAAGCUAGGAUAUAGCUGCAUAUGUUUUGGUGUUCUAGAAAGUGUGGAAUUGAGAUUUGGAGCAAGUUGCUGCCAAGUGAUUGCCGUAGCUAAGGCCAGGCAGAUUAUGUUGUGGGCUGCGCUUCAGUUUGCAGUAGCAUACCACGGAGUACUACUAUUUUGUAUUCGUUCUGUUUUAGAGAUCUUGAUGCCUAUCCCGUUUCCUGAAGAUUGGUUGCACUUGCAGCCUGUGAGAAUGAUGUAGCUACCUAGAUUUUUCUGAGUCUUAGCUCCAUGAUACCCUGUGACAGGUUAUCCCAGUUUAAUGAAAAAUGAAGCUCGGUACCAAUGUUGGUCCUCUAGUAAUCAAAUAUUGCCUUGAUGUGUAUUGGAUUAUGCCUUUUGAACAAGCCAGGAUAUGGGCCUAAUAAGUUGAAAGCAGGGAGCUUGCAAUGGUUUGAGCUAAACUAAA
Brachypodium distachyon (stiff brome) is the source of this 1890-nucleotide messenger RNA. Its product is annotated as BTB/POZ and MATH domain-containing protein 1. Gene Ontology annotation, biological process: protein ubiquitination. Gene Ontology annotation, molecular function: protein binding. The coding region runs from base 441 to 1454 and encodes 337 amino acids. The transcript has 2 exons. The record is from RefSeq and is a predicted model, not a curated record. Lineage: Eukaryota; Viridiplantae; Streptophyta; Magnoliopsida; Poales; Poaceae.